UGGAAAGAAGAGGUAGAGAAGAGAAGAAUGUGUGUCAGUGAGUCAGGAAGAGCUGAAUGGAGAUUACGCAGGACAGUACCAGUAGAGAAGACACAACAAAACAAGGAGCCAAACAUUUCGUUCAUUUAUCCAGAGACAGAGACAGCGAAAGAUGAAGAGUUUGGCCAAACUUCAGGGAAACACAGAGCAACCGCUGAUGUCUUUAUCAAACACUCUCCCAUCCUUGGAUGAUCAGCACUCGAUGCAAGAACAUACUGAAAGGAGUCUUUUGCUGGAAGACAAACAGGGUUGUUCAAAGAAGAGUACAGAAUUGGAAAAUGCAGAACAAAGCUGGAGCUUAAGACCCAAACACAUACCUGAGGGCAAAGAGUCAUACACAUUGACAGGGCUCAGCGAUGUCUCUUUGCCUCCUGAUCCACCUUCAGCCUCAGUCUCCACUGAUGACCUCUCUCCAAUCUCACCCUGCAACCAUCAGCCUCUUUUCACUAGAAAAAUAUCUACCACACCACAGCGCUCCAUCAAGGCCCUCAAGAGAUGGUUGAGCAGCCCAGCUCGAAAGCUUAGUCUGGGCAGAGUUGGCAAGGGUCAGAGCUCAAAGGUCAUUCAGAGCCCAGAAGGGUCAUCCUCUAUGUUUCUCACUCUCUCAUCUACUCAAAGCCCACUGAGCCCAGCGGAAUCCAAGAAACUGCCCUGCUCCUACAGAUCUCUGGACUGUGCUGAACUUUCAGGGCCAGCAUCUCCUGGCAGUCCCCAUUACCCAAGAUACCCAAGGCAUCACUCUUGCAAUGUGCAUUCUGGGGAGAGAGAUCCCGACUUGAGUGACGAGACACGUAUAUAUUCGCAGAGCAUAGAGGAUGAUGAGCAGGAGAGAAGAACUGCUUUAGAGAAAAGCAUAUAUGUGCUGUCAGAGCUGAUAGAAACAGAGAAGCUGUAUGUGGACGAUCUGGGGCUUGUAGUGGAGGGUUAUAUGGCUACAAUGAGAAGUGCUGGGGUGCCAGAGUAUUUGGUGGGAAAGGAUAAAAUUGUGUUUGGGAACAUUCAUCAGAUCUAUGACUGGCACAAAGACUAUUUUCUUGGGGAGUUGGAGAAAUGUGUGUGUGAACCUGACCUGCUGGCACAACUGUUUAUCAAACAUGAGAGGAGGCUCAACAUGUAUGUGGUUUACUGUCAGAACAAGCCAAAGUCAGAGCACAUCGUCUCAGAGUACACUGAAACCUAUUUUGAGGAACUGAGACAACAGCUGGGUCACAGACUGCAGCUAAAUGACCUGCUCAUCAAACCAGUUCAGAGAAUCAUGAAAUAUCAGCUUCUGCUAAAGGACUUCUUGAAGUGCUACACUAAAGCAGGCAGACAAACUGAAGAUCUUGAGAGGGCAGUAGAGGUGAUGUGUUUUGUUCCAAAGCGAUGUAAUGACAUGAUGAAUGUUGGAAGACUACAGGGUUUUGAGGGUCAACUUAGAGCACAAGGAAAACUCUUGCAACAGGACACCUUCACAUUCACUGAGAAUGAGAACAGCAUCCUCUCCCGUCCCAAAGAGAGACGGGUGUUCCUCUUCGAGCAACUUGUCAUCCUCAGUGAACCAAUCGACCGCAAGAAAGGAUUUUCCCUGCCAGGAUACAUCUACAAAAACAGCAUCAAGAUUAGUUGUUUGGGAAUUGAGGAUCAUUGCCCAGAAGACCCAUGUCGGAUGGUGUUGACAUCUCGUAAUAUUGAUGGAAGCAUGCAACGAUUUAUUCUUCGUGCAUCAUCUCCAGAAAUCAUAAUGACCUGGGCAAAUGACAUCAUACAAAUGCUGGAGACACAGCGCAACUUCUUAAACGCCCUGCAGUCUCCUAUUGAAUUCCAGAGGAAAGGAAUUACAUUUCUCAGCCUGGGAGAGAACUUGACAACUUCACCCUCACUGAACUCUGGCCUGCAACCUUUUCGCUCUGCCUCCAUAGACCGCCACGGUCAGCCCUGUCUGCACUCCUGGAGUCCUUCACAACCUUCUAUGCCCCAUUGAAAGCUUUCUGACAGUCUGUGAAGGCAGUUUCUCAUCUUCCUCUUCCCUCAACUCAUACAAUGCCCCAUCUGUUACCCUCAAGAGAGCAUUAUAAGAAGAUAAAGGAAGACUUAGGCCAUUUGUUAGUUCAUUUCAAUAUAAGUCACACAAACAAACUGUAAACCUAUCACAAGCUUCAAUCUUUGACAAUGUUAACAAUUUGAGUAUUUUAUACCUACUAGAUUACAUUUUCUACCAUAACAAAAAUGUUAUGUAUUUGACUGUAUAUGCUAAACUUUUUGUCACUGACAGGAUAUAAUUCAUGAAGUCAAAAUUAUAUUUGUAGCUACUGCUAAUUUUAUAUUACUGAAUGCAGAGGCUGAAUUUAGGCAUUUGACUUGGCAGAUUCUGUAAAUAUCAGGUAUGUGCACUUGAACCUUUUUGUAAAUGGACACAAUUUCAAGCUAUCCAAUGUGUUGCUAUUUCUUAUUUCAAUGUAGAUGUAUUCAUUAGCAGUUUAUAUUCAAUGACCCU
Messenger RNA from Carassius gibelio (silver crucian carp), 2515 nucleotides. RefSeq names its product rho guanine nucleotide exchange factor 25-like. The record is from RefSeq and is a predicted model, not a curated record. Gene Ontology annotation, cellular component: plasma membrane; cytoplasm. Gene Ontology annotation, biological process: axon guidance. Gene Ontology annotation, molecular function: guanyl-nucleotide exchange factor activity. NCBI's taxonomy places the organism in Eukaryota, Metazoa, Chordata, Actinopteri, Cypriniformes, Cyprinidae. The coding region runs from base 152 to 2002 and encodes 616 amino acids. The transcript has 15 exons.